This is a messenger RNA of Knipowitschia caucasica, 2433 nucleotides long. NCBI's taxonomy places the organism in Eukaryota, Metazoa, Chordata, Actinopteri, Gobiiformes, Gobiidae. The record is from the annotation of a GenBank genome assembly.
AUGCCUCCUCUUUCUCUUCUCACAGGCCGUGUGGAGAAGCAUGUGAUGACUCAGGCCCGGCACAAGGCUUCCCUCCAGCAGCGGCGCACCGCGGAGUGGGUGGACCAAUCGCCACUCUGGACACAUGGUGGCGCCAUGGACGAGCCCUGGCCUGAGCGCUCAUUGCGGUUUGGGCGGACAAAAAAGAUUGGCGAAGUCAUGAAGCGAGCCAAAAAGAGGAGAAAGAUGUUGACCGUGGUGGAUAAGAAAGCCAAAGGUUCGGACCAAAACAAAAAGCUGGACCGAAGGCGAGAGAAGAAACGCAUUCGGAAACUUUAUCCGCUGCGGGGUCGGACCACAGACAGCGAGGGCCUGAGCUGCCACGUCAUCUUAACAAGACUGGAAGAAAGCCAAGCUGAUUCUGAGCGCAAAACAAGGAAAGAUGGCCACCGCCGACCGUUAUCGCUGAAGCGCAAGGGCAGAAAAAGCAAGAAGGACGUAAAACAGUUACCAAAACUCAAAUCAAAACCGAACAAUACCAGCAUCGUUGACUACAUGCACGUCCUGCAACCACGCAAGCGCAGGCUGGCUUCACUCAACGCAGAGGCAGUGAACAGCCUCCUGCUCGAGAGGCCGUGGGACGCUCAGCCGGCGGCAAAACAGGCGCGAAAGCAAGAGGAAGCCUCGGCUGUAGCGGACGGAGAUGCCACAGCAAAGACUAAGGCAAAUUCAACACCCACACAAGCCGGGAAAGUGUCACUAAUAUCUCCCAAAAAGUGCCAAAAGUUUAAGGCCAAAAAAGUCAAAUCAAAAGUGAAAAGCAGGGACGUGUUGUUAAGUCAGGAAAGUUUGGAUGCGCCCGCGCCAAGACGCUGCUCUGCGUGCAAGAAGAAGAGUGAUUUUGAGCCCAAAGUGGAGUUCGAGUCCAGUGGCUGCACCCAUCGCCUGACCAAACCAGGGUACCAGUCCAGGAGCAUGAUGUCGUACCCGCUAAAACAAGUGAAGGAGGAGCAGAUGGAGGCGGAACUCAGCCCCUACUACUGCUGCCCCCCAAAGGGCUCCGUGGAGUACUGCCACCGCCUGGCGUUCUUCUUGGGCCAGCAGCCGUACAGCGAAUCCAACAAUCAGCAGCUCAAAUCGGCCAUGGCGCCUGUGAAACGAGAGUGCCUGGUGCCCUCCCCCUCGCUGGCGCACCCGCACACCGCGCUCACACUCAGCCCUCACCCGUGCCUGUGCACCGCGGACCAUUGCUUCUCCAGCUACUACGUCCACAUCACGCACCCGCCCCACUCUACCGCCUCGUCGCCCACCAUGGCCUCGCGCUCGCUCAGCUUCACCCCAUCCGGACUGUGCUCGGGCCAGAUGAGCGGCUCCAAAGGGGGGUCCGGGAUGGCGCACCCAGCCUAUUGUAACUCUGUGGGGGCGCCCUGUUACGGAGAGGCGUGCCGUGUGGGCGGCUGCACAUUCAGAGCCAUGCCCCCCGUCACUGGCAGGGGGUGCGCCUUCAGCACCGGAUGCACGGGUUGUACGCACAGCAUCAAAACUGAGAGCUACUCGUCUCCUCAGGGCGACCCGGCUCUGCUUGUCUCCUCCUCACUCCCCAUGUCCACCUGCCCCCUCUCCACCCCGCCCACUUCCACUCAAAACACCAAACCCCAGCUGCUGCCGCCCCAGCCCCCGGCCCGCCUCAAACUGGCCAAAGAAUGUCCCCAGCCCGACAAGACGUCCACCAAGCCGCCCUCAAAGCCCUCCCCCUCCAAAGCCUCCAACGGCUCGCUGUCCAUGGGGCGCACGCGGGCAUCCCAGAAGCAGCCUCCGCCCGCCACGCCCACCCUGAGCACCGCCAAGCAGAAGAAGAUCAGCCGCAGACGGGCCACGAACGGCUGGAGGCCCGUAGGAGUGCCCACGGAGAAGGAAGUCUUCAUCGCCGGUGAAGACGAGACAGCCCUGCGUCAGUGUUACGAGGGAGUGGAGCGGGACGGAGAAGUCAUCCAUGUUCGGGACACUGUGCUGCUGCGCUCCGGACCCAGGAAGAAGUCCCUCCCCUACGUCGCCAAGAUCUCCGCCCUGUGGGAGGACCCCAAAUCAGGCGAGCUGAUGAUGAGUCUGUUCUGGUACUAUCGACCGGAGCACACGCAGGGAGGCCGUGACCCCAGCGCACACUGUGAGAAGGAGAUCUUCGCCUCGCGCCAUCAGGAUGAGAACAGUGUGGCCUGUAUUGAAGACAGAUGCUACGUCCUGCCCCUCGCCCAGUACUGUAGAUUUUGUGCCUUGGUGAAGAGGCGUGCUGAAGGCGCACCCCCCGGUUGCCGCGGGCAACUGGUGCCGAAUCGCCCCGACUUUGCCCCGCCCACUCACCGCUGCGUGCCCUCCGACAUCGACCCGGACCUGGUCUAUCUGUGCCGCCAUGUUUAUGACUUCCGCUACGGCCGCAUUCUCAAAAACCUGCAGUAG